AUGUCUUCAAUAGAAUUACCAUCAGAAAUUUUUUAUCAUAAUUUGAAAACUUCAUAUAACAAAUUAGGUCAUCACAAAGAAGAAUGUAAAUUACUGUAUAUUCUAGGCGACCCCGAUUCAGAAAUUAUAAGUAUUUGUGAAAAUCUUGUACAAUAUCUAAAAACUAAUUAUGAAGUAAAAAAUGAAGAACAUUUGAAUGAUCAGCAUUGUAACCUUUUGAGCCUUUGGAUAUACGAACAGUUGUUUGAACAUUUCGAACAUAAUCCUAGAAGUGUUAUUGUUCCUUAUGCUAAUUUUAAGUUUGUUUUAAGCAAUGUUUUUACAGGUAUCAAUCAAGUACAUGCCGAUAAUUGCCUGCAUCAGGUAAAUGCAUUUAUUUCAUUAAAUAACUGGAAAAAGAGUAAGGAUCUUUAUGAUUAUUGUGUCGAUUAUGAUGAAGUUAUUAAAAUAGCUGGUUCUAGUUAUGAAAAAUGCAAGAUAUAUGAAGAAUAUUUCAAACAGAAAUCUCAACUUUAUGAACAAUUUGACAUAUUAUAUAUUCGAGAAUAUAAGAAUAAGAAUGAAGAUUUUUAUAAAAAAUGUAAAUAUUACGACCCGAAAAAAGCGAUAAAUAUAUUAAAAUGUGAAGAAAAAUUUUUAGCACAAGAAAAGACAGAAGAAUUUGAACAUGAUAAUAAUUUAUUAGUUGCUAGGGAAUUUUCUGAUAUAAAUUCUAAUUCUGCAAAAACAUUUGGUAAUUUGUUCCUGGGAGUAGUUGCAAGUUCGAUGAUAUCUGGCUUAUUAUAUAAAGUAAAUAAAAUUUUAAUAAAGACAUACCAACU
Plasmodium cynomolgi strain B is the source of this 821-nucleotide messenger RNA. RefSeq lists its product as hypothetical. NCBI's taxonomy places the organism in Eukaryota, Apicomplexa, Aconoidasida, Haemosporida, Plasmodiidae. The record is from RefSeq and is a predicted model, not a curated record. The annotation marks the transcript as partial. The transcript has a single exon.